This is a messenger RNA of Naegleria lovaniensis, 723 nucleotides long. RefSeq lists its product as uncharacterized. The record is from RefSeq and is a predicted model, not a curated record. The transcript has a single exon. The coding region runs from base 1 to 723 and encodes 240 amino acids. Lineage: Eukaryota; Heterolobosea; Eutetramitea; Acrasida; Naegleriidae.
AUGUCUGCGAACAUUCGAGAGCAAGUCACCAAACAAAUCACAGAAUCGGAAAAUGAACAAGCAUUCCUACCCAGUGAUCUGAAGGGAAAGGGCGAGCUUCAAAGUGAUAAUCCCUAUGAACAGCUUGUACAUGGUGCUGAAUUUGCAGAGGAAGAUGAAGAAGAUACAGAUUACAUUUCGGGCGAUAUUGCAGAAGAGAAGGCUGAAGAUGCUCGGGAUCAAAUCAUUCCUUCGGAUGAUGAAGAUGAGGAAUUUGAUUUGAAACAACAAAAGAAGGAUGAAGGAGGUGGAGACGACGAAUUUGAGGAACCCGAAGAAGAGGAGUUUGAUGAAGGAGCGGACGAGGAUCAAGAGGAAGUUGAAUUAGAAGAGGAAGAAGACACAUAUGAAUUGUACACAGAUCUUACAAAACCAGUGUCUCAGGUUUGUCAAGAAUUGGCCAAUAAGGCUUCUAAUGAAAGUGGAGGAGGUGCACAGACAUUAUUGUUGGGAUCAACCGAAUCACCAACACCACCGAGCAGUACAGUCCUCACACCACCAACCGAUCCUACCUUGAUGCAUGCACAGCUUCAUGCGAAUUUCAUAGUGAAACAAGGAGAAGAGGAUAAAGAGGCUCAUACCGACACUGCAUCUCCACAAUUGCUCCAUAAGAGAAAGAUUGGUACUGACGAAGAGCAUCGUUCGGCGCACGAUGAUCCAACCAAGAAAAUAAAGCUUGAUUGA